Molecule: messenger RNA, 1371 nt
Organism: Aspergillus nomiae NRRL 13137
Lineage: Eukaryota; Fungi; Ascomycota; Eurotiomycetes; Eurotiales; Aspergillaceae
Product: glycoside hydrolase family 76 protein
Exons: 4
Coding region: 1-1371 (456 amino acids)
Biological process (GO): fungal-type cell wall biogenesis; carbohydrate catabolic process
Molecular function (GO): mannan endo-1,6-alpha-mannosidase activity
Source: RefSeq, a predicted model, not a curated record
AUGCGUGUGCCCCGCGGUGGGCUUCAAGGGGCCAUUCUUUUCCUCGCCGGGAUUGGUCGUGUCGCAGAGGCACUGAGUAUUGAUAUCAAUGAUGCAGACUCCAUUAAAAGUGCAGCCAGUCAGACCGCUUACGGUUCGAUGUUAUGGUACUCCGGCAAUGAAACGGGUCAGAUUCCGGGAGCGUUUCCAGACAAGUGGUGGGAAGGCAGUGCUUUGUUCUUAAGCCUGCUUUACUAUUGGCAUUACACCGGCGAUACCACCUACAAUGCUGAAGUUAGUCAGGGUAUGGAGUGGCAGGCUGGCAACGGAGACUACAUGCCGGCCAAUUAUAGUAGCUACUUGGGUAACGACGACCAAGGCUUUUGGGGUAUCGCCGCUAUGACAGCUGCCGAGAUCGGUUUCCCCGAUGUCGACAACGGAUACUCCUGGCUGUCCCUGGCGCAGGGUGUUUUCAACACGCAAGUUGCUCGCUGGGAUAGUAGCAAUUGUGGCGGUGGUCUGCGCUGGCAGAUAUUCCCAUACCAAGCUGGCUAUGCCAUGAAGAACUCGAUUUCGAACGGUUUAUUGUUUCAACUGGCAGCACGUCUCGCUCGGUAUACCAACAACCAAACCUAUACGGAAUGGGCCGAGAAAGUUUGGGAUUGGAGUGCAUCCUCGCCACUGCUGAACAACAAGACAUGGAAUGUUGCCGACUCCACUGAUAUCGCAGGCGGGUGUAAAUCCCAGGGAAACAACCAAUGGUCGUACAAUUAUGGCACAUAUUUGAUUGGUGCGGCGUACAUGUAUAACAUGACCGAAAAGGAAACAUGGAAGACCGCUGUUGACGGUCUCCUGGGGGUUACACUGAACACAUUCUUUCCGAAAGACUUUAAUUACAUUAUGUCCGAGGUUCUCUGCGAGCCGAACGAGGUUUGCAAUGACAAUGAAAUCCUGUUCAAGGGCCUUGUCACUGGGUGGCUUGCCUUUGUUGCCUUGCUGGUCCCAUCAACCUAUGACCAGAUUCUCCCCAAGUUGCAAGCGUCCGCACAAGGGGCUGCCGCAUCGUGCAGCGGAAUGAGCAAUAACACCUGUGGGGUGCGCUGGCAUGAAUCGAAGUGGGAUGGCUGGGUUGGUAUGGAAGAGCAGAUUAGUGCCACCGACGUGCUGAGCUCAGUCUUGGUCACGGAAAAGAAAGGGGGCGGGCCCUUGACCUCAUCGACAGGCGGAAACAGUACCAGCAACCCAAAUGCAGGGAACAACGAUGGCAGCAGCUCCGACAAGAGCCAAUUAAAGCCAAUCACAACAGGUGAUAAAGCGGGCGCGAGUAUUGUCACCGUUGCAUUUGUUGGUGUAUGGGGUGGUCUGGUUGCGUUUAUGGUACUUGGAACCUGA